Molecule: messenger RNA, 918 nt
Organism: Eufriesea mexicana
Lineage: Eukaryota; Metazoa; Arthropoda; Insecta; Hymenoptera; Apidae
Product: inhibitor of growth protein 1
Exons: 3
Coding region: 1-918 (305 amino acids)
Biological process (GO): positive regulation of DNA-templated transcription
Cellular component (GO): nucleus
Source: RefSeq, a predicted model, not a curated record
AUGUUAAACCAAGCUGUAGUUGAAGCUUUAUAUUCUGCAACAUAUAUCGAAAAUUAUUUGGACUGUGUGGAAAACUUACCAAAUGAUUUACAGAGACACGUUUCCCGGCUCCGGGAACUUGAUGCUACUUGUCAAACAUAUUUACGAGAAGUUGAUCAACAACAAGAAGCAUUACGAAAUGAUACAGAUCUGGCAGUUAGGAGAAGAGCACUUUUAAGAGUUCAACAAGCCUUGAUUGCAGCACAAGAAAUAGGGGAUGAAAAAUUGCAAAUAGUUCAACAAGUUCAAGAUCUUAUUGAAAAUAAAUCUAGGCAGCUAGAUUUAGAUUUCCGUAAUCUUGAUUUUGGAAAAGAACAAGAAAGUACUGAAUCAGUGCGUGAAACAAAUUCAAAUAUAAAUUCUAAUUCUUCCAGUAAUGCAAAUAAUUCAGAAAGGCAACCAAAAAGAGCUAGACGGACAAGAACAGAGACAAUGGUUGAGUCUUCUAAUACUAUGGACAUGAUUGUAAUGACAGAGACACGUUCUAAUUCUUUGUCAAAUACAAGUAAUGGCAAUCAAAAGAAAACAACUACCACCAACACUGGAAAGAAAAAGAAAAGAAAAUCUAGGCAAGGUAAUCAGCAAAAUCAGCAUCGUGAAGAUACUCCACCACCACCAGAGGAUGAUCUUGCAAUAGACCCAGAUGAACCAACAUAUUGUCUCUGUGAUCAAAUAUCAUAUGGAGAAAUGAUAUUAUGUGAUAAUGAUUUAUGUCCUAUAGAGUGGUUUCACUUUUCAUGUGUUUCAUUAAGUACCAAGCCAAAAGGUAAAUGGUUCUGUCCAAAAUGUAGAGGGGAUAGACCAAAUGUUAUGAAACCCAAAGCACAAUUCUUAAAAGAAUUAGAAAGGUAUAAUAAAGAAAAGGAAGAGAAGUCGUAG